GGUUUAAAUGCCAGGAUCACCCCCUGAUGAGGAUUAUUUAAGCAGUCUGUCUGAACCAGAGGGGUGUUGCCCUGUCCAGACACAAUAUUCUGCAAUAGCAUUUACAUUAUCUCCGUUAUAGACAGACUCCUGUCAUUCAACUUCAGGCAGCAUGGUGUACCACCCUGAGUUUGAGCGAGCAGGCAAGGAGCCUGGCCUCCAGGUGUGGAGAAUUGAGAAGUUUGAUUUGGUGGCAGUUCCUGAGAACCUCUAUGGAGGGUUUUACACCGGUGAUGCUUACGUGAUCCUCAAUACUAUCAAGCAACGCUCUGGCAACCUGCAGUAUGAUCUCCACUUCUGGCUAGGUGACUACUGCACGCAAGAUGAAAGUGGGGCGGCGGCCAUUUUCACGGUGCAGAUGGAUGACUAUCUGGGUGGAAAGCCCAUCCAGUACCGUGAAGUUCAAGGCUAUGAGUCCAAAGCUUUUCUGGGAUAUUUUAAGAAGGGGCUGCAGUACAUGAAAGGUGGAGUUGCAUCUGGAUUCAAGCAUGUGGUGACCAAUGAAGUUAUAGUGCAACGCGUGCUCCAAGUCAAAGGUCGGCGUGUUGUCAGAGCAACAGAAGUGCCAGUCAGCUGGGAGAGCUUUAACCAGGGAGACUGCUUCAUCCUGGACUUGGGCAACGAGAUCUAUCAGUGGUGUGGUUCCAAGAGUAACCGCUUUGAGAAGCUAAAAGCUACACAACUUGCAAAAGGCAUUCGUGACAAUGAACGCAGUGGACGUGCUCGCGUGUAUGUGUGUGAUGAAGGGGUGGAACGUGAGAAGAUGUUGGAGGUUCUUGGAGAAAAACCAGACCUGCCUGAAGGAGCGUCUGAUGAUAUCAAGGCUGAUGCCUCUAACAGGAAGAUGGCCAAACUCUACAAGGUGUCUGAUGGCAGUGGAGACAUGACAAUUGCUCUGGUGGCUGCUGAGAACCCUUUCACCCAGAGUGCACUGGAAUCAAGCGACUGUUUCAUCCUGGAUCACGGCUCAGAUGGCAAGAUCUUUGUUUGGAAAGGCAAAGAUGCUAAUGUGGAAGAGAGAAAGGCUGCCUUGAAGGCAGCAGAUGAGUUCAUUAAGAAAAUGGGUUACCCAAAACACACACAGAUUCAGAUCCUUCCAGAGAUGGGCGAGACGCCUCUAUUUAAACAGUUCUUCAAAAACUGGCGUGAUGUGGAUCAGACAGAGGGUCUGGGUGUGGCUUAUGUAUCAAACAGCAUUGCUAAGAUCGAGAAGGUGCCAUUUGAUGCUUCAACUCUGCAUGAUUCACCAGCCAUGGCUGCCCAACAUGGAAUGAUCGAUGAUGGCAAUGGAGAGAAACAGAUCUGGCGCAUUGAAGGAUCAGACAAGGUUCCAGUUGACCCCUCUACUUACGGUCAGUUCUAUGGAGGAGACAGUUACAUUAUACUGUACAAUUACCGUCAUGGAGGCAGACAGGGCCACAUCAUCUACAUCUGGCAGGGUAAGGACUCCUCACAAGAUGAGAUUGGGGCAUCUGCCAUCUUGGGAGCCCAACUGGAUGAUGAGCUUGGAGGUGGACCUGUGCAGAUGGCUGGUGCUCGGUUCACCACUCAGGUGCGGGUGGUUCAGGGUAAGGAACCUGCUCAUCUCAUGAGUCUGUUCGGAGGGAAGCCCAUGGUGGUGCACAAGGGCGGCACCUCCAGGGAUGGCGGUCAGACUGCGCCAGCCGAGACUCGGUUGUUCCAAGUGCGCUCAAACUCCGCAGGAUGCACACGGGCCGUGGAGGUUGAUGCUGUGUCCUCCAAUCUGAAUUCUAAUGAUGCCUUCGUCCUGGUGACCCCAGCUGCAUCGUUCAUAUGGGUGGGACGGGGAGCCAGUGAUACGGAGAAACGUGGGGCUAAGCAGCUUUGUGAUAUCCUUGGAGUGUCGCCCUCUGAGCUGGGUGAAGGAGGAGAGGAUGGUAGUUUCUGGGAUGCCCUGGGAGGAAAGGCUGAUUACCGCACGUCCGCCAGGCUAAAGGACAAGAUGAAUGCCCACCCACCACGACUAUUCGCCUGCUCAAACAAAACUGGGCGUUUCAUUAUUGAAGAAGUUCCUGGAGAGAUGACUCAAGAAGACCUGGCUACAGAUGAUGUCAUGAUCCUGGACACCUGGGAUCAGGUGUUUGUUUGGAUUGGUAAUGAAGCUCAUGAUGAGGAGAAGACUGAGGCAAUGACUUCAGCUGCCCGAUACAUCGAGACAGAUCCAGCCAACCGUGACCCGCGCACACCCAUCGUGAAGAUUAAACAGGGCUUUGAACCACCCACGUUCACAGGCUGGUUCUUGGGUUGGGACCAUGACUAUUGGACCACUGACCCUCUGGAUCGGGCCAUGGCGGAGCUGGAGAUCUGAACUUUGAGCUGUCACCCCUGACCUUUAAACCCCACUGCCUUACCGCAAAGUUGCCCUUAGAUAUAUGUAUGAUGCCAAUUUGAUGCUUAUGAGGGUUUAAUCAUGGAUUCAAAAAUUAAAGCUGGUCCUGGGUCAGUAUCAAAAGGCAAUUUUUAAAAAUAGCACUUUACUGCCCUGAGCUUCAGUCACCAAACAUAAGGCAAAGCAAAAGCAGAGCUCCAUUAAUUCUUCACCUUGUUACUUCUGUAUUUAAGUAUUUUCUUUCUGUGCUCAACAAUUUUUUUAAGCGUUUAACGCUUUUAGAUUGAUGUGUUUGGUCUGCACACCUUAUGUUGCUGAAGUGCAUGAGCUUGUAUCAGAAAAUAUACAGGGAUAUCAUCGUCAGACAUCUUUUUGCCUUCCUUUUCUACAAACCUUUUUUAUGUGAGUUUUACUAGCAAUACUACUUUAGUGUUUUUAAAGAGAGUAGCCUAGAGACGUUUCCACCUUGUUGCUAUUCCAUCUGACACACAGAAGUUCAGUGAUUGGCUGUGUUCAGAAUAGCAUACUAGCAUACUACUCAUACUAUUCUGUAAGUAUAAUAGUGUGUGCACAGUAUGCACAUAUUUAUAUGCAUGAAAUACCCAGAUAACCUACAUGCUAUGUUUCACAAAUGUUCCACAAUUGUUAACUAAAACUAAAUUGCUGUAAAUUUAAAUAAAAUUAAAAUAAAAUAAAUAAAAAUUAGACGUUGCUUUUUUGCAACUGAAAAAAGUUAAAGUUGGAGCACUUGGAAUUACUACCUGGAAAUAACUACAACUAAAAGUCAAAUAAAAAUAAAUUAAAAAUAAAUAAAAGAUAUAACAAAGAAUGAAAAUGACAAAAGCACAUAAAAUUACUAAAAAUUAAACAAAAUAAGUUUGUUUACAUGUCUGUGAACUGUAUAUUAUUAUGUGUAUGUAUAAAUACACACACAUACAUGUACAUAUUUUUACAAUAUAUAUAUGUAUAGAUAUUUAUACUUGCACAUAAUUUAUAUUAUAUAGAAAUAUAAAUAUUUUAUAUAUAAAUCUUAACAUAUUUCUCCUUAAUAUAAACAUGUGUGUGUAUUUAUACAUGCAUAAUAAAAAUACAUAGUACACGCACAUAUAGAAUGUAAACAUAAACUUUUAUUUUGAAUGUGAUGAAUCGCAAUGAAUCGUUUUGCAGCCCUAAAAGAUAAUUUAAGGUAUUAAUAAAAGCUAUAUCACACUUGAGCAUUUCAGAGGUUACUUAUAUUUACUUAUAUUAAUUCUGAUUUUUAAUGGCGGAUUGCUACGUUAACACAAUAAUAAGACUGCUAAGUUAACACAAAACUGGCUUAAAAAUACAAAACAACUUGCAAAUACUUUUAGAUUUACAGCUUUAAAUCUGUAUUGUGAGAACAAGUAACAUGCUGUUUAAAAUGAAGUAUUUAAUUUGCUACUUUUAGUUAGUUUACAGUACAUCCUAAGCAGUAUUAAGUAGUAAGCUAAUAUUCAUUCCAAACACAGCCAUGGUCCCGUGUGAGCAAUGAUGUCCUUCUACAGGCAGAGGACGCUGCAAAACUUUUUCAAAUAAACUUUAGAGCAUAAACUGCAUAAAAAAAGCCAUUCCCAUGGUCUCGUUCUUAAAAUAGCAAUUUCUAGGAGUGCUUUUUAAUUUAAGACUGUUAAAUCUAUAACCAGAAUGCUGGAGUUUUCAAUGAGCAUGUCUUGUUAGAGGCCUAGAGAGCCAGAGGCCUUAUUAGUGUUUCUACAUAUGCAAUGCUAAGACUGAAUGGAUACGAAAGGGUUUUUUUUUUUGAUAAUUGUUAACAUAUGGGUCAGUUAACAGCCUUAAAAUCAGCUAAAAUAGAAUACCGCAGGCUCUUAGUGCAAAGGUUGGUUGCCUUUGAUAUUUGCUGACGACUCGUAUUGCUACUCAUUCAUAAGGGUUAAUCCAGAUACUCCCGCUUUCGCAAAUC
Molecule: messenger RNA, 4331 nt
Organism: Labeo rohita (rohu)
Lineage: Eukaryota; Metazoa; Chordata; Actinopteri; Cypriniformes; Cyprinidae
Gene: gsna
Product: gelsolin a
Exons: 17
Coding region: 152-2368 (738 amino acids)
Biological process (GO): actin filament severing; barbed-end actin filament capping; actin polymerization or depolymerization
Cellular component (GO): actin cytoskeleton; cytoplasm
Molecular function (GO): actin filament binding; phosphatidylinositol-4,5-bisphosphate binding
Source: RefSeq, a predicted model, not a curated record